Messenger RNA from Hyposmocoma kahamanoa, 516 nucleotides. RefSeq names its product 60S ribosomal protein L24 (gene RpL24). The transcript is spliced from 5 exons. Gene Ontology annotation, molecular function: structural constituent of ribosome; mRNA binding. Gene Ontology annotation, biological process: cytoplasmic translation. Gene Ontology annotation, cellular component: cytosolic large ribosomal subunit. Bases 16 to 483 code for a protein of 155 amino acids. The record is from RefSeq and is a predicted model, not a curated record. NCBI's taxonomy places the organism in Eukaryota, Metazoa, Arthropoda, Insecta, Lepidoptera, Cosmopterigidae.
UUUCGACAAGUCAAAAUGAAGAUCGGUCUGUGCGCCUAUAGUGGAUACAAGAUCUACCCUGGCCAUGGAAAAACCAUGGUUAAGGUGGAUGGGAAGACCUUCACAUUCUUGAACUCAAAAUGUGAGGCCGCCCAUCUUAUGAGGAGGAACCCUCGUAAAGUGACAUGGACUGUGCUGUACAGGCGCAAGUUCAAGAAGGGCCAGGAAGAAGAGCAGGCCAAGAAACGUACCAGGAGGACUCAGAAAUUCCAGCGUGCUAUUGUUGGUGCCUCCCUCAACGACAUCAUGGCCAAGAGAAACAUGAAGCCUGAAGUACGCAAAGCCCAGAGAGAACAGGCUAUCAAAGCUGCCAAGGAACAGAAAAAGUCAACCAAGGCUGCAAAGAAGUCGACUGCACCUCCACCUAAAGCGAAAGCAGCGCCUAAGGCUAAGGCUGCGAAAGUCAGUCAGAAAUCUGCGCCGCGUGUAGGAGGAAAGCGAUAAGAACUUUAGUAAUAAAAUCUGACUAAAAAACCG